Messenger RNA from Stegostoma tigrinum, 2357 nucleotides. It is a transcript of the gene cfi, whose product is annotated as complement factor I. Gene Ontology annotation, biological process: proteolysis. Gene Ontology annotation, cellular component: membrane. The record is from RefSeq and is a predicted model, not a curated record. The transcript has 17 exons. The coding region runs from base 93 to 2108 and encodes 671 amino acids. Gene Ontology annotation, molecular function: protein binding; serine-type endopeptidase activity. Lineage: Eukaryota; Metazoa; Chordata; Chondrichthyes; Orectolobiformes; Stegostomatidae.
CAUUAAUCUUCAAACAUUGAUCUUUUCUGAGGAGAGUGGAGGCCAUCAUUUCCCAGCAGAGAUUGAGGAAAACUCGUGAUACGGUUUUUACUAUGAUUCUCUCGGUGGCUCUGCUGUUUUUGGUGUCCCUCUCGGUUACUGCAGGUCAACAACAGUAUAUACAGCCACGUGAAAGUGAUGAAACAGAGAUCAACAGCCACGCAUAUAUACAGCCAUGUGAAAGUGACGAAACAGAAUCCAAUGACCACUUUGGUCCACUGUCAAGUGAAAGCAAUGAAAUACUGAACUGCAGCCACACAGGCCUCACGCCAAGAGAAAGCAAUCAAACUGUGAAUAACAACCACACUUUUCUACAGCCAAAAGAAAGCAAUGAAACAGUGAAUAGCAGCCAUACAAUUUCAAAUCCUUCGAAUGUACAUCUUCAAAGACUGGCUGCAGGCUGUCGGGACAAAAACUUCACCUAUACGUCGUGCCAGAAAAUCUUCUGCCAGCCCUGGGAAAAAUGCAUUCAUGGAAACUGUGUCUGCAAGCUGCCUUAUCAGUGUCCAAAGAAUGGGGGAAACGUUUGCUCAGGCAAUGCAAAGAAGUAUAGGACAUACUGCCAGCUGAAAAGCAUUGAAUGUUUUCGAAAUUCAGAAACGUUCUCACAUUUCGGAGCCUGCUCGUUGGGACAUGCUGUUGUUUCUUGGCGAUCUGAUCGUAAUUCACAAGGAAUUGUUUUGUUCAGUUUCAAUCAGACUUUACAAGAAUUGUCUAUAUGCAUGAAUCAGAAGAGUUGGACAAUGCAUGAGGCAAAUGUAUUCUGCAGACAGCUCAACUUUCCAUUAGGAGCAGAGAAAAUUUUAACACCAACAGAAUUUACAAAUUGGUCGACGGUUACCAAUUUUAUGAACUGGUCGAACAGGAUGCGCUGCAGAGGGUUUGAGACGAGCCUGUCAGAGUGUUUCCGCCUCACAGAUAUUGAAAAGCCACAGAAGAAAUGCAGGAAAGAAAAGAUUGCUGCAGUUAAAUGUUAUGAUUAUCCUCCAGACAAGAAAUGCACCAAUGUAGAAUUUACUUGUGUAAAUGGGAAAUGUAUUCCAUUGGAGGAUCUUUGCAAUGGCAUCGAUGACUGUGCAGACCUAAGUGAUGAGUCAUGCUGUAAAAGUUGCAGUAAUUCUCACCACUGCAAGUCAGAUGUAUGUAUUCCAUAUUUUUCUCGCUGUGAUGGUGAAGAUGAUUGCUUGGAUGGAAGUGAUGAGAAGAACUGCACUGAAACAAGUAAACCCAAAAAUCAUAAUGAAGAAAGACGUCUGCUCAAGUCAUCACUUGCUAAAAUAUCCUGCGGGAUUUCAAAUGUCACCAGAGACACACACACUUUGAAGAGAUCUAAGAGGCUUGUGGGAGGUAAAGAGGCUUUACAAGGUCAAUUUCCUUGGCAAAUAGCAGUUUAUGAUGGCACAAAGUUGAACUGUGGUGGAGUCUUCAUUGGUGGUUGCUGGAUUUUGACAGCUGCGCAUUGUUUAAGGCUUUACCACAUGUCUGACUAUGUAGUGAGGAUUGCGAAGUACAACAAAAGAGAUGUUGCAGAUAAUGAAGAAAUUUUACCAGUUGAGAAAAUCGUUAUCCAUCAUGACUACCAACCUAAAACGUACCAAAAUGAUAUUGCCUUGAUAAAAGUGGUGCACAUUUUUUCUGAAAAGGAAUGCAUUCCACUGAGUCACGACGUCCUACCGGUCUGUGUCCCAUGGUCUGAGUAUCUAUUCAGACCCGAGAAGUCUUGCGUAAUAUCUGGUUGGGGUUCCGCACUAGGGGACAGAGUAAGCAUCCUACGUUGGGCUGAGCUCGAUAUAUUUGGAAACUGUUCAGAGAUUUACGAAUCUGAUUUUUAUGCAGGAAUGGAAUGUGCAGGAAAAAUGGAUGGAACAGUCGAUGCAUGCAAAGGUGAUUCCGGGGGUCCAUUAGUCUGUACUGAUGAAAGAAAUGAAGCCUACGUGUGGGGUUUAGUUAGCUGGGGUGAAGAAUGUGGAAAAUAUGGACAUCCUGGUGUCUAUACAAAAGUGUCUCAUUACUUUGAGUGGAUUAGCAGUCAUGUUGGUCGAGCUCUUAUUAGUAAAUACAAUAUCUGAAUGAUCAACAUUUUCUUCAUUCGCACCAAGAAAUAAAUCUACUGCAGAAAAUGCGUAUAAUGUAACUCACAUUUUCAUUAGAAAGGUUUACAAAUUAUAACACGAUAACUUCCAAUGUUGAAAUACAAAUACCACCAAUAAUCCUGUGUUAUCAGGAACCAAGUAAACAGAAAUGAUUUGGAAUCGGAGGUGGAUUUGACCUAUUGCUUUGAAACUUCUUUCCAAUUAAUAAAGACAUGUUAAAUGACA